Trichomonas vaginalis G3 is the source of this 1197-nucleotide messenger RNA. RefSeq lists its product as uncharacterized. Bases 1 to 1197 code for a protein of 398 amino acids. The record is from RefSeq and is a predicted model, not a curated record. The transcript has a single exon. NCBI's taxonomy places the organism in Eukaryota, Parabasalia, Trichomonadida, Trichomonadidae.
AUGCACCUUGAAAGUAAUAUUAACUACCCACAUUCACGUAUUACUGCAACAGAAAAUAAAUUAUACAAAAAUUACUUAAUUGAGUCCACAAUUACACAAAGCCACGAAGGUUCAGGCCCAAUUGACCAUAAAUAUGCCGAAAAUAUUGUUAGAAAUGUAAAUAUUUCUAAUUCCAAUUCCUCAUUUGUAAAUGCGGUCUACGUUAUUUCAGGUAAUACAGAUUUAGAUGCAAUUGUUUCAUUUUCGACAUUUGUUAAAAACAUUGCUAACAGUUUAAGGUGUUUAUUAAAUUACGAAAAUGGAAUUCGAAUCAACCGUUGUAGUAUCAUAUCAAAUGAAUGUUCGUUAACUACAAAAGAUUUCAAUGGAGUUAUUUCUGCAUCUCCAAAUGUUAAACUAUCUGUUACAGAUUGUAUUAUAUUAAAUAACAAAGGGUAUGCAUUAUUUUGUGCAAGAAAGGAUGGCUCUAUUACAGUUUCUUCUUGUUUUAUUCCAUCAAAUACUUAUAAAUCUUACACUCAAUCAGUUCGAGGAAAUGCAAAUUUUGAUAUUUCGACAACUGGUUCAUUUAACAUUAAAAAUUCACAUUUUUCAACAGCACUUUGCUAUGCAGAUUUUCUGUUUUGUUCUCUGACUCAAAUCACCACAGAUAAAACUAAAUAUAAAAUCAGACAAGAUACAACAAUCACAGGAACAGUUUCUUUUGAUCAAAAUAAAGAAGAAUCAUUUACACUUGAAAUUUGGAUAGACAACUAUCCAUCGACUAAACUUAGUAGAUCAAGUGGAUCUUCAACAUAUCAAUAUUCAAUCAAUAUUCCAAGUGGAUUAUCCAUUGGAAACCACAAAAUUUAUUCCAAGUUUUCGGACGAAAAUACACUUCGAUCAAAUAUUGUUUCAGCGGAAUUUCAAUAUUUAAAUGCUUUUUCCCUCAAUUUAAAUGACCUUGAAAAAACUGAUUACAACAAAACUAUUGACAAAUACAUCAAAGUUCAAGGAAGUGGAGUUUAUUCAGAAGAAUUUUCCAUUAAAUGCAGCAUUGGAGGUAUUUUAAGUACAUUCAAUGGAAUUCCAAAUAAAAACCCAGAAACAUAUACAUUUGAUUUCUCAGGUACCUGUUUAAUUCCAGAUUCUAUUGCAGAAGAGAAAAAAAUAUUUAGUUACAGUUUGGGCAACUACAAAUCUUGGAGAAAGCACUAA